UUCCAUAAAUGUAGUGGUGUAGAGGGUCGUUGAAAUGUCAUCCUAUCUCACUCUCACUCUCACGCCUCCCACUCCUAAACACUCCUCUCCACCCUCCGCCACCGUCUCCGCCACUCCCACCGCCGCAGAGCCCCGUUCUCCUUCCGCAUGGAUCGACCAUCUUCGCCUCCAAGCUCAAUCCUCCUCCUUCCUCCAAGCCAUCUCCACCUACGCCAACAUGGUCGCCGCCGGCGUCCCCCCCGACAACUUCGCCUUCCCCGCCGUCCUCAAAGCCGCCGCCGGUGUCAAUGACCUGAACCUCGGGAAGCAGAUUCACGGCCACGUCUUCAAAUUCGGCUACGCUUCCACCUCCGUCGCCGUCGCCAACUCCCUCGUCAACAUGUACGGCAAGUGCGGUGACCUCGCCGGUGCCCACCACGUGUUCGACAGAAUCUCCGACCGCGACCAUGUUUCGUGGAACUCCAUGAUCGCCGCCGCGUGUCGGUUCGAGGAGUGGGAGCUGUCCCUGCAGUUGCUCCGGCUGAUGCUGUCGGAGAAUGUCGACCCCACGUCCUUCACUUUGGUCAGCAUUGCUCAUGCGUGUUCCAACCUGCGUGAUGGGUUGAGCUUAGGGAAGCAAGUGCACGCUUACACUUUCAGGAAUGGUGAUUGGAGGACGUUCACUAACAAUGCUUUGGUUACCAUGUAUGCAAAGUUAGGGAGAAUUGAUGAAGCUAAGGCUUUGUUUGGUCUGUUUGAUGAUAAAGACUUGGUGUCUUGGAACACUGUUAUAAGCUCACUCUCUCAAAAUGAUAGAUUUGAAGAAGCAUUGUUGUUUCUGUAUCAUAUGCUUCAAAGUGGAGUUAGGCCUGAUGGGGUUACCUUGGCAAGUGCUCUGCCUGCUUGUUCUCAUUUGGAGAUGUUGAGGACUGGAAAGGAAAUACAUGGUUAUGCCUUGAGGAACACAGAUUUGAUUGAUAACUCUUUUGUUGGAAGUGCUUUGGUGGACAUGUAUUGCAAUUGCAAGAAAGCUGAUAAGGGCCGAUGGGUUUUUGAUGGGAUAUUGAGGAGGACGGUGGCGGUUUGGAAUGCCAUGAUUGCUGGUUAUGCACGCAAUGAGUUUGAUGAUGAAGCUAUAAAACUCUUCAUUGAGAUGGUUUAUGAGUCAGAUUUUACUCCGAAUUCCACGACUUUAUCGAGUCUUUUGCCUGCUUGUGUUCGUUGUAAAGCAUUUUUGGACAAGGAAGGCAUCCAUGGUUAUGUAGUGAAAAGGGGGUUUGAGAAGGAUAAGUAUGUGCAAAAUGCACUAAUGGACAUGUAUUCCAGAAUGGGAAGGAUUGAGAUUUCAAAGAGCAUAUUUGGCAGCAUGGAUAGGAGGGAUAUAGUUUCUUGGAACACGAUGAUCACUGGUUAUGUUGUUUGCGGGCGCCAUGAUGAUGCACUUAAUCUCCUGCAUGACAUGCAGAGAGGUCAAGACGAUGAAUAUGAGGAUGAUGAAAGCAUUCCCCUGAAGCCAAAUUCAGUGACUCUGAUGACAGUGCUUCCUGGUUGUGCUGCCUUGGCAGCGCUUGGUAAAGGGAAAGAGAUUCAUGCUUAUGCUCUCAAACAAAAGCUGGCAACAGAUAUUGCUGUGGGGAGCGCACUAAUUGACAUGUAUGCAAAAUGUGGUUGCUUGAACCUAUCUAGGAUAGUCUUUGAUCAAAUGCCUACAAGAAAUGUCAUCACUUGGAAUGUUCUUAUAAUGGCUUAUGGGAUGCAUGGUAAAGGAGAAGAAGCUCUGGAGCUUUUUAGGAGAAUGGUAGCAGAAAAAGAUAGCAAUAAGGAAAUAAGGCCCAAUGAAGUUACCUACAUUGCCAUUUUUGCAGCUUGCAGUCACUCUGGGAUGGUGGAUGAAGGCCUUAACUUAUUCCACACAAUGAAAGCUAACCAUGGGAUUGAACCGUCAUCUGACCAUUAUGCUUGCCUUGUGGACUUGCUUGGGCGAUCUGGUCGGGUUGAAGAGGCGUAUAAACUGAUCAAAACAAUGCCAUCCAAUAUGAAAAAGGUAGAUGCAUGGAGUAGCUUGCUUGGUGCCUGUAAGAUCCACCAGAACUUAGAAGUCGGUGAAAUUGCAGCGAAGCAACUAUUGGUCUUGGAGCCAAAUGUGGCUAGCCAUUAUGUUCUGUUGUCAAACAUAUACUCUUCAGCUGGACUUUGGGACCAGGCAAUGGAUAUUAGGAAGAAAAUGAAGGAAAUGGGAGUGAGAAAAGAACCUGGGUGUAGUUGGAUUGAGCACCGUGACGAGGUUCAUAAGUUUUUGGCUGGGGAUGCUUCACACCCACAAAGUAAAGAACUCCAUGAAUAUCUUGAAAAUCUGUUACAAAGAAUGAGAAAGGAGGGGUAUGUACCUGAUACUUCUUGUGUGCUUCACGAUGUGGAUGAUGAAGAGAAAGAAACAAUGCUCUGUGGGCAUAGUGAGAGAUUGGCAAUAGCUUUUGGCCUUUUGAAUACCCCUCCUGGAACUACCAUUAGAGUUACCAAAAACCUUCGGGUUUGCAAUGACUGCCAUGUUGCCACUAAAUUCAUAUCAAAGAUUGUGGACAGGGAAAUCAUUCUUAGAGAUGUUAGAAGGUUCCAUCAUUUCAGAAAUGGAACUUGCUCUUGUGGGGAUUAUUGGUAAAAAAAAAUGAUUAUGAUUCUUUCUACUUCAUUUACCUCAACCUCCUCUUGCUCCCAGCUUAAAUCUUGUAUCAUUGAACCUGUGUAGUUAAUCUGGAUAAGUAACAAUCUGUACAGAAUUCCAUACUA
This is a messenger RNA of Lotus japonicus, 2766 nucleotides long. Its product is annotated as pentatricopeptide repeat-containing protein At3g57430, chloroplastic. The transcript has a single exon. Lineage: Eukaryota; Viridiplantae; Streptophyta; Magnoliopsida; Fabales; Fabaceae. Gene Ontology annotation, molecular function: protein binding; zinc ion binding; RNA binding. Gene Ontology annotation, biological process: RNA modification. The coding region runs from base 35 to 2638 and encodes 867 amino acids. The record is from RefSeq and is a predicted model, not a curated record.